Anolis sagrei ordinatus is the source of this 1192-nucleotide messenger RNA. It is a transcript of the gene ANKRD45, whose product is annotated as ankyrin repeat domain 45. NCBI's taxonomy places the organism in Eukaryota, Metazoa, Chordata, Lepidosauria, Squamata, Anolidae. Gene Ontology annotation, cellular component: nucleus. The record is from RefSeq and is a predicted model, not a curated record. Gene Ontology annotation, molecular function: protein binding.
UCCGGGCUCCGUCGCCAUGGAGACAGCAUCUUCGCUCUGGUAGGCUGAGGAAGUCAGGCGCAGGGCGGAAACGACGCCGUUUUGACAGGGCUGAGGAGAGUAAGAGGAAGGCUUUCCCAUAUUCAGGCAGACAACGUUUUAAUUGUGACAAAAUGGAAUCAGUGGAAGAGACAGUAGACCCAUCAAAGCAAAGUGAGCUCAAGAAUUUGGAAUCUGAAGAAGAACCAGCAUACUUCAACCCUCUCCUUAGAGCUGCCUUAAAUAAUGAUACAGAGGAAGUACAACAUAUUUUUGAGGACCCAGAAGAUCCUGAUCAUGAAAAGGCUACUGAGUUGAUAACAGAAAAGGAUAUUGUAGGGAGAGGCCUUUUGUAUGCAAUUUGUAUGGCUGGGAAGAAUGAUAUUAUCCGAACAGUGGCAAGAUAUGGGGUUGAUCUGAAAGAAAAGACAGUCAGAGGUUAUACACUUCUCCACUGUGCUGCAGCCUGGGGUCAACUAGAAACUUUGAAAACUCUUAUAGAUCUGGAAGCAGAUAUUUAUGCAACUACUUUCCGUGGUGAAAAGGCCAGAGAUAUUGCUUAUCGUUAUGAGAAGAUGGAGUGUGUUGAAUUCUUGGACUGGGCAGAAGCCAAGCAGAAUUUACGAAACUUGAUUGCUCAAAUCCAAUCAACAGUCACAGAUCCUGAGAAAGUUCUGGGAAGACUUAAUAAGGAAGAUAAGAGUACAUCUCUCAAGGCUUGCCAGGCCAAGAAUGAUUGGAUUGAAAAUGCUAAGGAGCCUACCAUGCAAGAUUUCUUGGAUCAGAAACAGCAACUGGAGGACAUCAUGCUUCCUGUUUUCACAAAGUUGGCUGGACCCCCAAACCCACAAAGCAAGUCACGUAUUUCCACAAGCAAGGAAUGAAGAGCUAAGUGUUGUCUAAAGGCAGUCCUGCACCCUACUAUAGAGGAAACCUGAAGCCAGCUCAAUAGUUAACAGAGACACACAUAUAACCUUCUGACUAUGAACUGAUGAUUGAGGCAACUUUUGAUUUUGUUAAUGUUUUUGGUAUUUUAGCUACAAUAUUGUAGUGUGGUCUGGGACAAAGGAGGUUCAUGGGGAUAACACCAUGAGUUACCCCACUGGGUGAUACCAAUUCUAGGUAUGUAACUAAGAAGAAAGGCAGAAUAUAAUGUCAAGAGUACUUACAACAC